Messenger RNA from Peronospora matthiolae, 1488 nucleotides. The record is from the annotation of a GenBank genome assembly. Lineage: Eukaryota; Oomycota; Peronosporomycetes; Peronosporales; Peronosporaceae.
AUGCGUCGACGCUUCAGUCUCCACUGCUUGUUACUGAGCGCGUCUAUAAGCUCAAUCGCUAAUGCCGCGCACCUCACUGCGACCGUGACAAAAGAAGCGCCGUCGGAGUCUUCCGCCACUCCCAACCCCGUCGCCGCCGACUCAACCACGACCAUGACGACGGCCGAAUCUUCAAACACUUCCGCCACUGCUAGCAGUAGCAGCAAUACCGGCACCGGCGACUGGCACAUGACCGCAGUCACUUCGGUGCAAGCUCGUGUCCAAGGCGACGCCCCCGUGUGGAACGAAGACGCCAAGAUGUGGCUGUCCAAGUUUGGCGACACGACGGAACUCGCGUACAUGAACAGCUUGGACACUGUCAACACGGCGUCAGUCGAAGGCGCUCUGAUGUUCGUGCAGGCUGAAGGCAUCAACGUGAACGAGCAGUCGGUCAAGUGUGAGCGCAAGAACAACAUGCAGUACGUGGUGUUCUACGAGGUGACGAUUGUGCAGCCGACGUACGGCAUCAAGUACUACGAGGACCACACGCCUCCUGAGUACGGCGAGUUCGUGGCCAUGGACAGCGCCAAGUGCACGGACGAGGGCAGUGACUUGACCGAGCACUGCAAAGUGUACAACGGAUUGGACGGAGCACCGGACAUUGGCCCAAUGGUCGGCGCCAACCUGCAGACGGCGGAUCGACGGGCGCCGUACCCUGACAAUUUCUGGUUCUCGUACCCGGGCUCCUGUGCACAAGAGCUGCGGGAAGACAAGACCGACGAGUGUCGUGCCGAGUAUCCUGGCGGGUUGUGCGCCAUGGGCGUCCAGCCUGACGGCGAGAACUGCACGUUCAGCUACAAGAUUCUUGGCUACCUGAACAUUGACGACCUGGUUGGUAUCACCGAGUUGGGCUACAGCAGUUACGAGGAGUUCUGCAAGGACGGCGGUGUGGAAUUCAAAGCUUCGAACACUGGGAGCGGCUUUGAGGUGGAGGAGUCGAUCGAGUUCUGGGAGAAGCCUGGAGAUAAAGACGCCAAUGCCAAACGAGCGAAGAAGAUGGUGGAGAUGUACAACGAGCUGGCGAGUAAUGACUCGAGCUCGAACAUGUCGCCUCUGCCGUCUGUUGAGACACUCACAGCAGCGAAUCCCGAGUGUUACCUGAACAGCGCCAAGUGCGCCAGUGCUCAGUAUGGCUGCAGUCGGUCGCUGUACUCACAGAUUUGCUCCGUUUGCACGCCAUCGGACAGUUGUAAUGCUGCCUCCUCGGCGUUCCCAGAUCUGGAGCUGCCUACAAACUCGUCGUCAUCGUCUUCUUCAUCGGGCGUGAGCUCGGCGAGUAGCUCAACGGAUGCUGGCUCUACAGGCGGCAGCACUGAUGCUGGAACGACUACGGACGAUGCCUCAUCGCCCCCACGUGACCGCGAUUACACCAGUAGUGGUACUGGGUCAGUGGCAGCGGCGUCGGGUAUCGUGGCGAUGGCUGCUCUUGUCGCCAGUAGCUUGUUGUAA